AUGUCGAUGACUAGUUUGAGCUCAAAGUCUCGGCGUCCCGAAGAUAUUGUCAUUGAGGGCUGGCUGCAUAAAAAAGGAGAGCAUAUAAGAAAUUGGAGGCCAAGAUAUUUCAUUUUGUUCCACGAUGGAGCAUUACUGGGGUUCAAAUCACAGCCGAAAGCAGGACAACCGUUUCCAGAGCCGCUCAACGAUUUCAUGGUGAAAGACGCACAGGCUAUUCGAUACGAGAAGCCGCGGCCAAACAUGUUCAUGAUUCGAUGCCUUCAGUGGACGACAGUCAUAGAGCGCACAUUUUACGCUGAAACGGCUGAGUCUCGUGAACGAUGGAUUGCUGCGAUUGAGUUGAUUGCAAAUCGCUAUAGACAACAUAUGAGUGAGGAACCUCAACCUAUUCAUGAAGAGAUGAUGGAAGUUGUAAGCCAGGCAUCGGUAGACGAUAUUUCUAAUGAAUAUGCUGCUGCGGCUCACGCAAUCAUGGGUCAACCGUCAAUGCCUUCAUCAACGAACACUGCAUCAGUGUCUACUAGAGGUGAAAUGAUGAGCAUAGCUGACACCAGUGAAGCAGCUAAAAGAGAUAAAAUUACCAUGGACGACUUCGAAUUCUUGAAAGUUCUUGGUAAAGGAACAUUCGGAAAAGUUAUCUUAUGUAAGGAAAAACGAACAUCGAAAUUGUAUGCUAUCAAGAUAUUAAAAAAGGAAGUUAUUAUAGCCAGGGAAGAAGUCACCCAUACCUUAACAGAAAAUCGUGUUUUACAAAGAUGCAAGCAUCCGUUCCUGACGCAACUGACGUAUAGUUUCCAAACAACGCAUCACCUGUGUUUCGUGAUGGAAUUCGCCAACGGAGGGGAGCUGUUCACGCAUCUGCAGAAGAGCGGUACAUUCAGUGAAGCGCGUUCACGAUUUUACGGAGCGGAGAUUGUGCUUGCUCUGGGAUUUGCACACAGUCUUUCGAUUGUCUAUAGGGAUAUGAAGGAGCUGAAAUACUCGUUCCAAACGGCUGAUCGUCUAUGCUUUGUGAUGGAAUUCGCUAUUGGCGGUGAUCUGUAUUACCAUCUGAAUCGUGAGGUACAAACCUCGAAAGAGGGCUUCUCGGAGCCGCGAGCUCGAUUCUAUGGUGCCGAGAUUGUAUUGGCACUUGGUUACCUUCAUGCAACAACAUCUGUCCUAUGCUGCGAUCUAAAGUCUGAUCAUUAA
Ostertagia ostertagi is the source of this 1194-nucleotide messenger RNA. The record is from the annotation of a GenBank genome assembly. NCBI's taxonomy places the organism in Eukaryota, Metazoa, Nematoda, Chromadorea, Rhabditida, Trichostrongylidae.